GUGCGGGUCGCCGGGCGGUUCACACACACGCGCUGUCUCUCUGCCUCACUCGCUUACUCGCUCGCUCUAUUUUCCUCGCACUGAAACAUGAAGAGAACUGAGUGAACAAAAGAGUGAGUGAUGUGAGUGUAACGCUGAGAAACAAACAAACAAACAAAGAAGCAAACAAACAAGCAAGCAACAAACAAACAAUAUACUAACAGAAAGAAAGUAAGAAGACAGAAAGAAAAAAGAAAGAAAAGAAAGAAGGAACAGUGAAAGAAGAAAGAAAACAAGCCACAGGGAGAGAGAGAGAGAGAGAGAGAGAGAGAGAGAGAGAGAGAGAGAGAGAGAGAGAGAGAGAGAGAGAGAGAGAGAGAGAAAUAUUCAUAUAAGCGAUUUUAACCUCUCGCGUGCCUUCCUCCUUCUGCUCCUCCUCCUCCUCCUCCUCCUCCUCCUCCUCCUUCCUAGAAAAGAGAAGACAAUAUUAAAGUGAGAGGAGCAGUGUAAAUAUUCUCUUUUAUCAGUGAGAGAGAGAGAGAGAGAGAGAGAGAGAGAGAGAGAGAGAGAGAGAGAGAGAGAGAGAGAGAGAGAGAGAGAGAGAGAGAGAGAGAGAGAGAGAGAGAGAGAGAGAGAGAGAGAGAGAGAGAGAGAGAGAGAGAGAGAGAGAGACAGCAUGUGGGUCGUCGGCGCUGUCUCUCUCCUGCUUCUCCUGCCCCUGAGCUGCGGACACAACGGGAUGGUCGGAAGAAGUGGCGGAGUCACAAGAGUAGGAAGAACAGAGAGAGAGGACAGUGAAGGAAAAGGAGGAGGAGGAGGAGGAGGAGACAGAAGUACAGAAGGAGGAGGAGGAGGAGGAGGAGGAGGCCUUCUUCUGGAGAGGUUGCCCCCGUCUCGUCCAUCUCCACUCUCUGAAGAAGAAGGAGGCGGUGGUGGUAGUGGUGGUGGUGGUGGCGGUGAGGAAGUGGUCAUGAAGCCCUUCUUUGACAACUCCACGGAGACCCGGGUGGUGGGUGGAGUUGGCAGGACCGCUUUCCUCCACUGCCGGGUGUGUCAACUUGGGGACAGAGCGGUCACGUGGAUAAGGAAGCGGGACCUGCACGUGCUGACGGUGGGCCUCUUCACCUAUAGCACCGACGCCCGCUACUCCGCCCUUCACUCCGAGGGCUCCGACACCUGGACACUUCGCAUCGCCUCGGCCCAGCUCCCGGACAGCGGUGCCUACGAAUGCCAAGUCACGAUAGAACCCAAGAUGUCCCAAAAGUACACCCUGCAAGUCGUGGAGGCCGCCGCGCACCUCGCCGGCCCCAAGGAGAUCCACAUGGUCAGCGGCAGCAACAUCAACCUCACAUGUCACGUCCGCGGUAGCCCCGAGCCCACGCAGCACAUCCUCUGGUACCGCGGCGCCACGCUCGUCAACUACAGCUCGCGCGGAGGCAUCAGCGUGGUCACGGACAAGCUGACGGGCACCUCAAGGCUGGUCCUCACGCGCACCACGCCCGCCGACUCGGGGAACUACACGUGCGCCCCGGCCAACGCUGAGCCCGCCUCCGUCAGCGUGUACAUACUGAACGGCGAGCACCCGGCAGCAAUACAGGGCGGCAGCAGCAGGAACCUCCAGUCCCUGCCCGGCCUACUUCUGCUGGCGUCUGCUGUGUCGGGCCUGCACACCCUCACGCAGCGAUAAUGCGUCUACUUCUGCUGGCCCCUAGAUGCCCACCCUGAUAGUCAUUCUACCGUCUAUUUCUAGCGUGCAAUGGGAGCCUACAUCUGUUAACACCUGUCUUAAUAGCUACUCCAUGUCUGUCCGUUUGAUUUUGUCGGAACUUAUUUUUUUUACUGCAGUCCUGUAAUAGUUAUAAUCAUCUUUCUACUGCCCAGUGAUGAAGGAGGGAAGUGGUGUGCGUGGUUAAGGGGCUGUUACACUGGCCAAAUUUUCCGUGGAUCUUCAGUCAAACCACGAUACCCGCUGGCGUGGUUCUCAUAUUUCCGUGGUGUUCUGACGUGUCCACGAUCUUCCAAAACUACGGUAGAUUUCACCGAAGGACGACGGUAUUACUCACCAUCAGCAGCACCAGCAAUAACAAGAAGCAAAUGAGAACCACGUUAUCGGAAAUCGUGGUUUGACUGAAGAUCCACGGAAAAUUUGCCCAGUGUAACAGCCCCUUGAGGGAGAUACAGAAAAUGGCUAAUAUUUCCUGUCUUUCACUUAUUGUCAUUUCUUCUUUUUUUAUGUUCCGCCUGUGGCUGGGGUAGGCUUUCCUGGUGGGCCCUGAUGGUCGCCUCCAGCCCAUUAUGGCGCAGGCAAGUGUUUUUUCGUGGCGCCAUCAUGCUUGGCUCAUGCUGUCCCCCGGAGCUCAUCUUUGAUUUUCUUAGAGUGAGAAUCUAGAGUCCGGGUUGACAGGUGGUGUUUAGGACAGCAUGUGGGUAGUCUUAGGCCACUCGGCGGUGACUGAAAAAUCCCAGAGUAGCGGCGCCCGUACGGUAACCACUCAGCCACCGCCUCCCCGUUGUUUGGUAUUUCGUUUAAACUUUCCUUAACGCAGCCCUAGUUAAGCGUCCUUCUACCGUACAAUGCUGAAGGGAUGUAAGUGUUGCGCGACGUAAGGAAGCUACAGAGAGAUACAGAGACGUAUUUGAGAGCGUGUGAACUCAAGCGACGCAACAGUUUACUAAAGUCUCCCAUUGCACGCCAGAAAGACUAUUGAUAAAUCCACUCAUUCUGUAAAUUCAUGAACAUUUUUAUCUUCUGUACCGGGCUAUCCUAUCUUGGUGUCCCUCCUCACGCUGUCCUUCCUCAAGCGACCAAACAGUUUACUAGAGUCUCCCCUUGCACGCCAGAAAGCCUAUUGAUAAACCAACUCAUUCUGUAAAUUCAUGAACAUUUUUGUCUUCUGUACCGGGCUAUCCUAUCUUGGUGUCCCUUCUCACGCUGUCCUUCCUCAAGCGACCAAACAGUUUACUAGAGUCUCCCCUUGCACGCCAGAAAGACUACUGAUAAACCAACUCAUUCUGUAAAUUCAUGAACAUUUUUAUCUUCUGUACAGGGCUAUCCUAUCUUGCUGUCCCUCCUCACGCUGUCCUUCCUCAAGAGGCGAAACAAUUUACUAGAGUCCCUCAUUGCACGCCAGAAACGGAGUAGCGAAAGACCCACUUCAUCUGUAUAUUCUUGUGUACUUUUUUAUCUGCUGUACCGUGCUAUCCUACCUCGGUGUUCGUCCUCGCAGCUUAGUCUUCAACGCCUCACCCACGCAGUCCCACCUACCAGACCUUACAUAUACCUGAACCACCCACCUGAACCACCCACCUGAGCACAUUUACACCUGUUGGUUAUGCUUAUGAUUGGGUAGUAUGUUUUUCUUUUCUUUUUUUCUUUUUUUACAACAAAGGAGACAGCUCAAGGGCACACAAAAAAGUAAACAAUAAUAACAACAAAAAAAGCCCGCUACUCGCUGCUCACAAAAAGAAUCUAGAGAGGUGGCCGAAAAAAGAGGUCAAUUUCGGUGAUUAGGUAUUCCUCCACACACACCUGACCCUUUUAAUCAACACUUCCAACCCCUUUCUACACCCUCCCAAACCUCCAUGUAUACGUACUCUUACUUGUUGUUUAUAUAAAGACGACGAAGAGAAAACAUAAAAUAAAGUUGGAGUAAAGGAAAUGUCUGAGAAUAAAGCAUAAAUGAACAACA
Messenger RNA from Eriocheir sinensis (Chinese mitten crab), 3668 nucleotides. RefSeq names its product fibroblast growth factor receptor homolog 1-like. The transcript has 6 exons. Bases 656 to 1666 code for a protein of 336 amino acids. NCBI's taxonomy places the organism in Eukaryota, Metazoa, Arthropoda, Malacostraca, Decapoda, Varunidae. The record is from RefSeq and is a predicted model, not a curated record. Gene Ontology annotation, biological process: synapse organization. Gene Ontology annotation, cellular component: neuron projection membrane.